Messenger RNA from Nezara viridula (southern green stink bug), 934 nucleotides. Lineage: Eukaryota; Metazoa; Arthropoda; Insecta; Hemiptera; Pentatomidae. The record is from the annotation of a GenBank genome assembly.
AUCAUUACAAGUAUUGAGAGAGUGAAUUAAUGGACUAAGUAAUUACUGUCUGGUCGGAUUAAUUAGAAAGUAAAUAAAUUUCAAAUGGAUUUUUGAAAAAAUAAAUAAAUUUAUGUAACAGUAAACUGAAAUAUCGAUGCAUGUUGAAGAUUAUUGCAAUGAAGGACACAUUCCUAACGCCUAUAAAACUGACCUCCCCUCCAUCAACUCAUCAGUUCAAUUCCUCUCUCUGAGCUGUUAAGAUCACAGAUUAAACAUGAGGCUGGGUGCAAUCAUUCCAAACUUCAAAGCCAACACAACUCAUGGAGAAAUAGAUUUCCAUGAGUGGAUUGGAGAUUCUUGGUGCAUGCUCUUCUCUCACCCUGCUGAUUUCACACCUGUCUGCACAACAGAAUUGGGAAGAAUUGCUGUCCACAAAAAUGAAUUUUGUAAAAGGAACGUUAAGAUUUGUGCGUUGUCUUGUGACAAACUUCAAGCUCACACCGAUUGGGUCAAUGACAUAAAAUCAUACUGCCGAGACAUUCCCGGUGACUUUCCAUACCCCAUUAUCUCCGAUGAUACUCGAGAGAUUGCCGUCAAGCUGGAUAUGCUAGACGAGAGAGAUCGUGAUAAUGAAGACACAGCCAUGACUGUAAGGGCCCUCUACAUUAUUGACCCAGAGAAGAGAUUAAGACUUUCUAUGGUGUACCCAACUUCUACAGGCAGAAAUGUCGAUGAGAUCUUAAGAGUAAUUGAUUCCCUUCAACUCACUGAUAGAUUGAAGGUUGUUGCGACACCAGCAAACUGGGUGCCUGGCGAUAAGAUCAUGAUCCUUCCUUCUGUGAAAGAUGAAGACUUGCCGAAAUUAUUUCCCAAGGGUGUUGAUAAGGUUUCCAUGCCAUCAGGAAUAAACUACGUCAGAACCACCACUGAUUAUUAAAAUAAAUGCUACUUU